Cotesia glomerata is the source of this 2638-nucleotide messenger RNA. RefSeq names its product sphingosine kinase 1-like (gene Sk2). The transcript is spliced from 8 exons. Bases 536 to 2530 code for a protein of 664 amino acids. NCBI's taxonomy places the organism in Eukaryota, Metazoa, Arthropoda, Insecta, Hymenoptera, Braconidae. Gene Ontology annotation, biological process: sphingosine biosynthetic process. Gene Ontology annotation, cellular component: membrane; intracellular membrane-bounded organelle; cytoplasm. The record is from RefSeq and is a predicted model, not a curated record.
CCAUACCAGCAGUCGUGGAGAGACAAGCUGUGUUAGUUUCUCUCCUAAAGUGAUUUUUUAACAUACUGCUGCUGCUGCUGUUGCUGUUGUUUGCAGUAGCCCAAGAAAAGCCUGCGAGAAAGGACCGUUUAAUUCUCUCACUCGUUAAAAGUUUUUAAAUUGUUUUGUAUUUUUAAAAUCGGUUAAUCCUUUCACUUAAAUAAAAUAAUUAGUGUGUUUUUUUUUUUUAAGUGAUAAUUAAUUGUGACAAUUAUUCAUUUGAAUAAUAUCUUGUGCGAUGAUGUUAUACACUCUAAUCUAUAAAACUGGUUGAUAAAACUUUUGAAAUAAUAAUAACUUUAGAUCUGGUUCGGUAUAACUCUGAUUUAUUGUAUAGAAUACGUACAUAAUAGCCGUAACAAUAAUAAUAAUAAUGACAAUAGUAACUGUAAAGAAGUAUAAAAGGGAUGAGAAUAGCCUAAAGUACCUUGCACCCCCUUGACAUUUAGCCCAAGUGGUGCACCCCAAUUGAUAUAAUAGUGAAAUUAAUAUAAUAAUGGAUCAAGAGUCAUCUCAAUUACGAUCGAGUACUUUGCUCGAAGAAACAUUUUACAUAACGUCCAAGAAGAACACCUAUUACCGAGUAAAGCUUACGGAAAAAGGCUUGAGUUUAGAAAAAGAAAGUAAUGGUGGUACUAAAACCGAGACAAUUGCUCUUAGCGACAUAAUUGGCUGUAGGUGUAUGAGAUCAAAACGCCGAAAUACCGGGAGCUGCGCUUGCCGUCCAACUAUUUCAAAGCCUCAGAUGAGAGAUGUUGAGUUCAACGAUACAUAUCAUGGAUGGGAUCAGCUGGACACUUCGGCUUAUUUGUAUAUUUAUGCGUACACACUAAAAAAAGCACGUGUAAAAGGAGCUCCAAGACGCGAGCGUACGACAAUUACCCUGAGAUUUCGGAGCUUUGAUAAAUAUCAGGACAAUCUUCGGGAAGCCAGCAGAUGGAGGCUUGCUAUUAAAUGUUUAAUUAAUAAAAUUCCAAUUCCUAAAAAUUUAAUGAGUCCGAGCCAUGGGAAUUUGGAUACUUUAUUAAAAGCAUGUUCAAGCGAAGAAAAAAAACUUUUAGUUCUCUUAAAUCCAAAGUCUGGACCUGGGCGGAGUCGUGAAAUCUUUCAAAGGCGAGUUCAUCCAAUAUUAUCUGAAGCAGAAAAACUAUACGAAGUUCACGUAACUAAAUGUCAAAAUUACGCGAGAGAUUUUAUAAGAACACGAAAUAUUUAUCAGUGGAGCGGAAUAUUAUGUGUGGGAGGCGACGGAGUUGUUUUUGAAGUUAUAAAUGGUCUUUUAGAAAGACCAGAUUGGAAACGUGCGUUAGAAGAGCUUCCUCUUGGAAUAAUUCCGUGUGGAUCUGGUAACGGUUUAGCGAAAUCAAUUGCAUACGCUAAGCAAGAACCUUACGAUUCAAAUCCAUUUCUUAUUAGUGCAUUAUCAGUGGUUAAAAAUAAGUACAGUCCAAUUGAUUUAGUACGAAUUGAAACAAGAAGCCAGAUUCUUUAUUCAUUUCUAUCAGUAGGCUGGGGCUUGAUCGCGGACAUUGACAUCGAGAGUGAGAGGCUCAGAGCUAUUGGUGGGCAACGUUUUACUAUUUGGAGUAUAGCCAGGCUUAUAGGUCUUCGUGUUUAUAAAGGAACCGUUUCAUAUUUACCUUGUGAUAAUAAGGUACAAAUACCGAGUAUAAAUGAAAAUAAAUCAAAUGGAACUUAUUUAUAUGAGACUAAAUCUUACAAUGAUAAUAAUGGCACUGGGAUUAUUAAAAGUAAUCAUGAUAUUAUAACUCAUUCGAAAAGUUACGGCGACGACCUUGAUCGCAGUUAUUGUGAUGGAGUUAAAGAAUCAAAAAGUUACCAUGAUGUCCUUGACUCCGUAACAAGCGAUUUAGGAGACAUAUAUUUAGACGAUGAUAAUAAUGAAAUAGUUGGUGAAAAUUUAUCGCUUGAAACUGAAGUUCAAACUCGAACUAGAUUGGAUAGUUUUUAUUCAGCUACUUCUAGAAAAUCUACUUAUUAUAGUACUGGUUCUGCUUCUAGUUAUCAUAGUAUGGAAGACAGUAGUAGUUUAACACCAGAUGGCGAGGAGAAUACUGUAAAUAAUAGAUGUGUAUACGGGCCAUCGUCAAGUCUUCCCGCUUUGACGGCACAACUUCCCAGCGGGUGGACACAAAUAAAAGGAGAAUUUGUAGCUGUUCAUGCAAGUUAUCAAUCACACAUCGGUGAAGAUGGAUUUAUUGCUCCAAGAGCUAAACUUGAUGAUGGAAUAAUAUGGCUUUUAAUUAUCAAAGCUGGAAUAACGAGAGCUAAUCUCCUUCAGUUUCUCCUCGGUUUAAACGCUGGUACUCAUUUAACUAGUACCGGAGUGGAUAUGAUUCCUGUAAAAGCAUUUCGUAUUGAACCAGAGACAAGUACGACUGGUAAUAUGACUGUUGAUGGAGAAAAAGUUGAUUAUGGCCCGCUACAAGCCGAGGUCUUUUCAUCUAUGGCGACAGUCAUGAGUCCUUGACGAGAACCUUGAAAAAAACCUUAGUUUCUCUAAACUUACAUAUUUAUGGCAUUUCCAAAAAAAUAUUCCAAUGAAUAUUUAGAUCUUACUUUAAAUAAAUAUUCAAUU